CCCAGCCUCAUAACUUCAGCACCUUCUUUGGCACGCGGGUUACCUAGGGCCUCGGAAAGCCGGCUGGGGGCGGGGAGAAUCGGCAGUCACUAUGGCAACCCGAGACGCCUCGCAUGCUGGGCUGCCUGCGACUGAGCUGAGAAGGAAACCGUGCCCGGGGCUCUCAGAAGACCGCUGCGGCAUGACAGGCGAAGAGGCGGUGGUGGUGACCGCAGUGGUGGCGCCCGAGGCGGGUCGCGAAGAGGAGCAGCCUCCGCCGCCAGCAGGGCUGGGGUGUGGGGCGCGCGGGGAGCCCGGCCGCGGCCCCCUAGAGCACGGCCAGCAGUGGAAGAAAUUUUUAUAUUGUGAGCCACAUAAGAGAAUUAAGGAAGUACUGGAAGAAGAACUUUAUAUUAAGAGAGAUGAAUGCCACAUUAAAAAUCCAGUUGCAGUGGCCCUGGAAGGGAUUUGGAGCAUUAAAAGGAAUCUGCCUGUGGGAGGCUUGAAGCCAGGACUGCCGAGCAGAAACAGUUUAUUGCCACAAGCCAAGUACUACUCCAGGCACGGAGGACUCAGAAGUAAGACCCUGAUGCCCUUGACUUCCACUGAAGCUCCUGAGGGACUUUACAGUUUACAAACCAGUGGAUAAGGUGAAUUAGAUUUUCCAUUAAGAAGGAACCUCUUUCUGCUGAUGUCUGAAGAACGGAGAAGAAACUCAAGCUUGUUUCAGGAUUUAAGAUGUGUGCAAAAAAAUGAUAGCCUGUAAUUACUAUUAUUGGUAUUAAUACCUAUCUAUAAAUUAAUCCAAGGUAAUGAAAGACCAUUGGUAAUGUUCACUAAGUAGCUGAAAACAAUAAAGGAAAAUAAUAUACUUA
This is a messenger RNA of Pongo pygmaeus (Bornean orangutan), 854 nucleotides long. RefSeq names its product chromosome 9 C11orf97 homolog (gene C9H11orf97). Gene Ontology annotation, cellular component: ciliary base. The coding region runs from base 92 to 628 and encodes 178 amino acids. The record is from RefSeq and is a predicted model, not a curated record. The transcript is spliced from 4 exons. Lineage: Eukaryota; Metazoa; Chordata; Mammalia; Primates; Hominidae.